AUGUUAGGGCUACAAUCAUCGAAUAAUCGUGAAGAACCGAUUGUAAAAAGCAGUAAGUCGGCUCUAACAUUGCAGUAUGCCGAACAGUGUCCUACCUGUCGUACACACACAUCACCAAGCAAUAUCGUGAAACGUUUAUAUUUCGCUAACUGUGAUGAUAAAACUGUGAACGAUGUUGGGACUUCAUCAAUUGCUGCUGUAACGGAUCAUAACAAAUCUGCUUCCAUAACAAAUGAAAAUGCUCGGUCAUCACAGGCACCCGAAAAUAUAAAUGAAUUUGAUGGUAACUACCAUGAUAAUGGUAAAAAUUACAACAAUAAUAGUGGUUACGACAGUGAUUACGAAGACGAAGCGAAUAGAGCGAUAGAUGGUGAUUUCACAGACAGCAGCGAUUUAAAUAUGACUCCCUCAGAGGAUAGUGAAUUUGCAACAGAAUCGGAAGAUAAAAAUGAAGAGCUGGAGUAUCAAGAGACAAUUAGUGAUAGUGAUGUGGUAAGCGUAUUAAAUGCACCACUUAGUAUUACGUCAUCUGUUUCGCUUGGAUCAUUUGCCGAAUCAUUCGGCGAAAUUGAUGAUACACUGAGUGUCUCUUCGCUGGAGUAUGACAACAUGGAAAUAUCUGAAUCGCUAGACGAUCACGAUGAAAUCAGCAAUGAUGGUGAUAACAUAUUUACUUCAGGCCUGUUAAUUGAACAUGAUAGUAAUGAUGAUGAUAGUUUUAGUAGUGAUGAUAGCGAUAAUGGUAACAGUGAUUCUGACUUAUACAACUAUGAUCAUUUCGCUCCCCAUUUGCGGAUGUUCAAUCAAUUUAUUUUACCAUACCCUAUGUAUUAUGAUGUUAGAUUUCAAUUUUUAUUUAAUUAG
Messenger RNA from Acanthocheilonema viteae, 864 nucleotides. The record is from the annotation of a GenBank genome assembly. NCBI's taxonomy places the organism in Eukaryota, Metazoa, Nematoda, Chromadorea, Rhabditida, Onchocercidae.